GUAAUGAGCAGUCGCUGAUUGGGAUCAGGCAGAAGCAUAGUCGAGAACAAGCCAAGGUCGGUAAUGAGCAGUCGCUGGUUGGGAUCAGGCAGAAGCGUAGUCGAGAACAAGCCAAGGUCGGUAAUGAGCAGUCGCAGGUUGGGAUCAGGCAGAAGCGUAGUCGAGAACAAGCCAAGGUCGGUAAUGAGCAGUCGCAGGUUGGGAUCAAGCAGAAGCGUAGUCGAGAACAAGCCAAGGUCGGUAACGAGCAGUCGCAGGUUGGGAUCAGGCAGAAGCGUAGUCGAGAACAAGCCAAGGUCGGUAAUGAGCAGUCGCAGGUUGGGAUCAGGCAGAAGCAUAGUCAAGAACAAGCCAAGAACGGUAAUGAGCAGUCGCAGGUUGGGAUCAGGCAGAAGCGUAGUCGAGAACGAGCCAAGUCGGUAAAGAGCAGUCGCAGGUUGGGAUCAGGCAGAAGCGUAGUCGAGAACAAGCCAAGGUUGGUAAUGAGCAGUCACAGGUUGGGAUCAGGCAGAAGCGUAGUCCAGAACAAGCCAAGAACGGUAAUGAGCAGUCGCAGGAAAAUAUGGAUCAGGCAGAAGUGUAAGGAGCAGUGGCUAAACAAAAUCCAAGGUUGGUAAUGAGCAGAGACUUGUAUCAGGAAG
Messenger RNA from Staurois parvus, 641 nucleotides. Lineage: Eukaryota; Metazoa; Chordata; Amphibia; Anura; Ranidae. The record is from the annotation of a GenBank genome assembly.